This is a messenger RNA of Symbiodinium sp. CCMP2592, 1656 nucleotides long. The record is from the annotation of a GenBank genome assembly. NCBI's taxonomy places the organism in Eukaryota, Dinophyceae, Suessiales, Symbiodiniaceae.
AUGGUAACCAUGGCUACAAGCGAAGAGAAGGAGAGGGAGAAGGAGCAGCUGGAGCCGCACGGAGCAGCUGAAGCCCGGGGCCGACCGGAGGCGGGGUUCAAGGGCGCCAACGGCAUAUUCAUCGACUACAUGUCCCGCAACGCUCGAAGCAAACACCCAAUGAUGCGAUGGCUCCUGGCAGACCAGACGUCCAGGCAGAAGAUCGCCCAGCAGGUCUCCAAGGGCGAGGUCGGCAAGAAGACGCUCCGGAGCUACAAGGCCGCUCGGAGCAUGGCCGGCUCCGGGAAGCAUGGCAGCGUCUACUUCGGAGGCUUGUCCCGUGGAGACACCCCACCGAAGGAGAUCCCCACGCUGGGGGCCGCCGGCGGACGGCCCCGGGUCUCGGAGAUGACCGAGAAGGAGCGGCUGAAGGACUGUCCCUAUGCCCGGGACGAGAACGCCAGAGUGCUCGCCAGGCAUGAGUGCAUGAGCCGCGAUGUGAUCAAGAAGUCGGACGUGCCACCAGGCCCGGUGAUGUUCAACAAAGACUACGACCGGUGUUUGGUCACGGAAGAUCUGGAGCGUGCUCAGCCCGUGUUGUCGCAUCCAACGAGCCACACGGGCAUGCCCAUCCCCUGGAAGUGGGUGCAAAAGCCCGAGCUGGAGCCGAUCCCCAGGAGCAGUCCCAAGGCGGUUUACCCUCCGCUCCGACGCCGAGUGCAGGACUUGUCGCUGCGCACCUCCGACAUCGACUAUGCGCAGCCCAAGAAGCCGACGAUCCGCCCCAGGAAGCGGUCCACUUGCAUUGUGGAUCUGCUCACGACAAGCUAUCAGUUUGCCUCCUCCGAGGUGCCCCCGCAGCCUCCCUACAGGUCUUCGGGCCGCUGCCCGACGGAGGUGAGCGACAUCGACGGCUGCUCCGUGCGACCUCUGGUCCCCGUCCGGCGGCACUAUCGCAACUUGGUUUCAGCAAGCGGGCAUGCUACCAGCCGCGGGAAGAGCUGGGACCUAGGCGAGCGCAGCGGCGCAGCUCGGCUCUUCUUGCCGAAGGCUACUAAGAACUCGCCGUUUGGGCUGUUCUCGCUUCAGGCCCGUGACCACCUUUCCGAGUCUGAGAGCAGACGCUAUGCGUCUCCACUUUUCGACUGCCGGAUCUCCCGAAGUGAGACGCUGCAGGAAGGCAGGUUUUCAAUGGGAGUCCUUCGCUUUGAUGUUGUUUCGAGUCGAGACUCUUCCAAGAUGGGAGAUGCUGAGAUGCUCAGUCUGCGCACGCGGAAAACCGGACGGCGGCGCGGAAGUCCCGCCGUGGAAACGGAUGCCAGGGAUCUGGUGAACUUUGAGAGGCUCGAGUGGAAUCUCAUGGACUUGCUGACGAAGUUCUGGAAGUCCAAGAAGCAUCCUCUCUGGGUGACUCCGAGAGAUGCUCUGCAGCAGAUCGUGCGACGCACCCCGUCCGAGCGGGAGCUUCUGCGAAGCCCAAGGAACUUAUAUAUAUAUAUAUAUAUAUAUAUAUGUACAUAUAUAUAUAUACAUAUAUAUAUAUAUAUAUAUAGAUUAUAUAUAUAUAUAUAUAGAUUAUAUAUAUAUAUAUAUAUCUUUGCUUUGUUCUUUAUCAGCUUCGGCAUUGCAGGUGUGAUGUGCUGGUCUUAUGCUUAUGCUAAUAUACUAUACUUGUAG